GCGAGGAGCGAACACUAGUAGGGCUGACUCGCGCGCCUCCGAGCCUCCGCGACUCUCACAAGCAGCGGUUGUAUAUCGCCGAGCGCUACGCGUUCCACGCUCGUGUUGUUGCGCUCCCACCGUCGCCGCUACGCCGUAGUUGUGCCCGUGCAGUGACAACGCGCCGUGCUCCAACGUGUUGAUCCGUUCGGCCGAUUCCCCAAUCUCCUCCGCUCCACCGAAACGCAACCAUUAUCGACCACCGCCACCGAUUCCGUCUCUUUUUCCCCUUUCUCGUGUUUUUUCGUUUCUCAUCGCCGCAUCGAGCGAGGGAACAGGAGGAGGAGGAGGUGGAGGAGGAGGAGGAGGAGGAGGAGGAGGAAGAAGAAGAGGAAGAAGAAGAAGAAAAAGUUUCUUACGGACGCAGAUUGGCCCCUGAGAGAGUAUCCUCCUCUUUCCUCGGCCUUUUUUUUUUUCUUUUCACCAGGGGAGAGGAAGAGAGAGAGAGUUCACCCUGUUCGCAUCGUAACACGCCACUUUGGCCGAGCGCCAACCAUCUCCAGCAACGUUAGCGGCCACCUAGUCACAAAGAUGUUGGCGCAAAUCCAAGUGCGCCCAGUGGUUUCGUGCUACCUGCGCUGCGCCGGGGUUCUUACCGUUGCCGCCGUUUCCACCUUCCGACACAAGUGAGAAAGUGCGUUCCGAACGAUCGUUUCGCAAAGGGGGGUGAAGAACGAUCGCGAUCUCGAGACAAAUAAAGUGCCCGAUGCGAGUGAGGAGUUUAUACCGUUGCCGAUCGCGUUGAUCGUUGGCUCGAUCGUGGUGAUGAUGGUGGGUGCGAGCCGAUCGAUCGGGAUCGCGUAACUCUCGUCUGCGUUUACGCUCCAGUGCGCCGUCGCCGAUCUCCCCGCGUACAUUUUUCCCGCUUUUCUCGCUUUUAUUUUUCUCCCCCCCCCCCCUGCGCGAAAAAUCUGUUUAACCGAUCCCGUACGAUAUAUCGAUCGUACAUUGGUCGUACGUUGAUCGAUCGUGGACCGAUCGAGACACGAGAGAGUAAAGGAAAAAGUUGAAAAGAAACGGUGCGCGAGAAAAUUUUGGAGAAUCGGCGAGAAAUCGAUGGGAGAAGUGGAAGUGGGUGGAAAGUAUCUGGUCAACGGAGGAAGAAAAUAACGCAUAACGAGCGCUGAAUGCAAGGAUUUUGAAAGUAGCUCCAGAAGGCCAGCCCGACGCGAUGCGUCGACGCUGCUGACGCAACGCGCCUGGAUGCGUCUCACUUUAAGCACGUGAGUGAACCGUUUUCUUUCAUUUUCCACGAGCUCGAGACGUUUUUCCUCGCCCCUUUCUUCCCCUCCUCCUUCCUUCCUUCCUUCCUCCGUCCAUCCUACCAUCCCAUCCCGAUCCCGAUUAAAAAUGACUCGAAAGGGAUCGGAUGGACAAACGAUCUCCUCGUGUCCGCCCCGAUACUCGGACACUUGAACGCUUUCCACGUUGUGCCUCGUGAUCGUAUACACACGUGCGCGUUCGCCUCGAAUCCAGUCCUCUCGAUAUCCACGCGCUCUCCCGAUCACCCCCUUGGCUGCAUGCUCGGUGGUGCGGUGUGCCAGUGUGUCCCGUUGGUGGUAGUGGUCGCGAGUGCGCACGCGACGACCGGUGGUGAAUGAUCCUGACUCCGGGCUGACAAAGGUUUUCGUACACGAAUACUGGGAUGACGUCCGCUUCGGAUUACGCGCUCUCUUCACGAUCUCGUCGCUCUACAUCGUCUAACGCGCAACCAAAUGUUACCACAGCUUGCCGUUUUAGCGAAGAUUUUGUGCCUCCUGAUGGUGGUGAUGUGCGGGGCGGUGCCGGCAAUGGUGCGCUCCGUGAGUCUCUACUCGACUUGCAGCAGCGGCAAUGUUACCGUGAUGGGCCGUUUGAUCAAGGCCGUGGAACGCACCGAUCACAAUGCCCCUUACCAAAAACUUACGACCCAGUCCGAGGACUUCAGUAAAAUGUUGUACAUCUUCGCUGAGAAGAGCCAGCGAUACAUCUGCUUCAACAAGAAAUGGAAACUCGUCGGCCUGCUUAAGAAGCAAAAGGGUUAUUGUCAGUUCUACGAGGAGUACAACGGCUCGUAUCUGACGUACAGAAACGUGAAUAAUUCGCGGUAUCUCGGGUUCAACAAGUCCGGCUACCCGAUCAAGAAUCGCGGCCGGCAGGAGUGCUUCAAUUUCAUCAAGUACAAUCCCCACGCGGACAUAAACCACCACAACAGCCUGGUGAACGCGGACAUGGGCGGUAUGGGGCCGAGGGAUCCGUACGUGGUUUCGAGGAAACCGUCGCCGGCGAGGGACAACACGAAGAACUCGCUGUUGCAGGCGGACAGCACGAGGGAGACUAUCCACACGACGCAUCAUUAUCGGCACUCGAAUCGUUGGAAGAUGCGCCAAGGCGAGAAGAUGUCCGCGCCGCGGAGAUGGCCGCACGAGAGCCGCCUCUUCGUCGAGGCCAACAAGUAUUGAGCCGCGCACUGGCUCGCCGAUCAAGACUGCCUCAUCUACAUCCGUGAGAACCUGAGAUCAGACUGCCAAAUACGCUGGUGGAACGUACGGUCGAGAUGUCAGGAACCCACUAACGCGGCACCACGUGAAACGCGGCUCGAAGCACGCGCCUCGAUUGAUCGCAACGAACAAAAGCUGGCUGGCUCGCCUCGUGUCUCCUGCUCGCUUGGGUACACGCGCACACACACAUACACAUAUACACGUACACACGAAGAUACACGGAUACACACACACACACGACCAACCGCAUCUCGCUAUACGGACGACAAGCAACAACGAAAAUUCUACGUUCGCUCGAGGGACGUAGAAACGGAGAGCGUACCGAGUUGCAGGAAGACAGUCUUGUUGGCUAGAGCUUUCGUUACGCGUCGUUAAAUUCCAUUUCACACUUGCCCCCGACUGAAUCCUUUCAGGCAAGUAUGCACGAUAUAAUAUCCAUAAUUUCCCUUUCGUUCCAUCGCUAAAUUUUUGAUACUUGAUUAGUUGGAGGGUGGUCGAUUAACGAACUCGCCCGUGCCGCUCGUUUCUUAUUUCACUGUUUCACCGAUUAUCUCUCUCGAUCGUUCUCGUUGUCUCGUUUCCAGAAGAAAAAAAAAAAAGGAAAAAAAAAGAAGAAAAAAAAAUCCAGAAAAACUAGUUUGACGUACGUAAAUGAAAUAGAAUAAAAUAGAAAAAAAAAAAAAGAACCGGCAGAGGAGAAGAAAAAGUAAGAAGUAGUAGGGGAAAAAAUCCGCGUAUUCGUUUUUUAGGAUCCAGUUUAGGGGAUCGAUUUUAGCGAUGGAAGAAUAAUUAAGUACACGUUUGUUGCGCGCGAUCGGCCUAAAUCGUUGCGCAAUCGGACAGCUAUCGUGCUUCAAGCGCUGUCACAGACCGCAAUUCACGCGCGGAGAGAUGCACGAACCAAAGUAUCGUUUCGCGCAUUCCCCCACGGAAAUAUUUCCCUUUUAUUCUCAAAUUGAUCUCGAAGUUCAAGCAAAUUCACACCAAGCGUUCGACUCGAUCGAAACGACAGAGAGAAUUGAUUUAGUCGAUAUAUAUAUAUUUAGAUAUAAACGAAGAAUUUAGCGCAGCUAUAGUCACAUUACAUUUUCGAAAGAGAAGAAAGGAAAGGAAGGAAGGAAGGAAGGAAGGAAGGAAAUAUUUCCGGGGAUUAGGGGAGCGCUGAAAAGGUGUAACUCUCCGGCGUGGUCGCGCAGUAGAGCUCACGCUGCGCAAGACUCUCUCGCUCGCUGUGCUAAUUACGCCGCCUAAUGUAGCGUGCGUGCGUGCAUGCGUGCCUGCCUGCGUGUAUGAUAAUAUUAUGUGUGCGUGCGUGCGUGCGUGCCUGCCUGCUCGCGACGUACACGCAGUUCUCACCGUGUCACGUUCAUGUCGAAGCUCCGCCACGCGGUCCAAAUCUUCGGAUCGCUAUUUUAUCAACGGCUGCUCCAUUCGUCUAAGCAAUUUUUUACUAUUUUAUUCUUAAUCGAUAUUAUUUAUACACAUAUACGUGUAUAUAUACAUACGUAUAUUUAUAUAUACACAUAUAUUAAAGAGAGAGAGAGAGAGAGAGAGAGGGAGAGAAAGGGAAAAAAAGGAAAAAAAUACGCACGUGCGUGAAAGUCGAUUACUCCGAAACGCACAUACAUAUUACGCAAACGGAAUUUAUUGAGACAGAGAAUCGGUAUAUGCAUACGCUAUUUCUCGGGGAUGGGAUAAGCGUGUGAUAUAUAUAUUUUUCGUAAAUUUAUUCUGGGACGAUGUUUAGACAAACGGACGAAUAAAUAACAGGAAUAAUCUGAAUAUUUUGUACGACAUGUAUUUGAAAUACGAUUCGCGCUCUCCACGCGAAUUUUCACUUUUCGCGUUGGGAUUCGGACAAGAGGAUUCACACAAGAAAUCUAUAUUUUUCGGAUAUGGGAUGAGAGUGAGAUUAUAUUGUUGAGAGAGUAUCGGCUUAAACUGCGUGUUCGUGUACGAGCUUAAAAGUAUUUGUGUGCAUUUUCUGCGUGCGUACGUAUAUCUGCCUCUGAACGCGUGUGACUGCGUGUAAUAUAUUAUAUAUUACGACCGUUAAAAUGAAGUUAAUCCUUAGGACCGCUACUGCAGACUGUAUUACUAGGUUAGGUACACGAUAUACGACGUAACGGCGACUCAACGAAAAAAAGGAUCGGCGGACACGUUCCUCGGCCUCGAGUAUAUAACAAAUAUUAUAUACACGUUUCGUAUUUCGCGAAUUUACAACCCAAGAACGCGUUGGAUCUCCGCGAUCGAUGAAACGAAUCGCGUGAAAAGAAAAGAGAAAAAAGAGGUAUCGAGCGUCAUCCCUGAUUCCUUCGUUUUCGCAGAUUCGCCACGUAAGGGCCGCUUGCCCCUUUCUCCCAAAAAAAAAAAAAAAAAAAAACAACUCGUGCCCUAGGUAGCUUAUUUAUUGAAAUCAUGUUUAGAUUACUACAAAAAAAAAACCAAACCGCCCGAGAACACCUUUUCCUCCUAUAUAUGUACGGAAAUGUGCGCUGCUCUCUUUAUUAUUAUUUUACUUAUUCGUUAUCUUCUCGUUUUUUUUUCUUCGUUAAUCCUCCUUGAUUUUUUUUUCUUCUUUUUUCGUAAUUCUUCUUCCAACGAGACGACGAAUUUUACUCGUUGCUCUACUUCUCUAGAAGAAUUUCAUUUUUCUUCUUCCUCUUCCUCUUCUUUUCCUCCUCCUUCCUCCUCUUUCUUUGAUUGAACGUGAAACGCGCGUUUCGAGAAAAUUUUCGUUCUUACAUUCGAUCAAAUAUUAAAUAAUUUCCAUUCAUUCGUUCGCGAUAUAUCCCGUCGUCAUUUCUCUCAUAUAGUUGUACUUACUUUCCUUCUCUCCCCUUUUUAUCGUUAUCAAUCCUAAAUCCGAGAAAAAAAAUACUCAAUACCUGAUUAGUUAAUUUCGUUUUUUUCGUACGAGUGGCAGUGCGUAGAGACCCUAUUUUCGCCCUGAACGGUGUUUGUACGUGUCGCUAAAAAAAGAAAAAAAAAAAAAGAAAAAAAAAAGAAAAAAAAAAGUAGACGGCAAAUUGUUCGUAGAAACGCCACACGUCCGUCUGAUGAAUCAUGGCGGAUAAACGCGAAAGAAAUUAUUUCUCUUCGAUUCGCGUCCCUCUCAAUUAUUAUUAUUAUUAUUAUUAUUAUUAUUAUUAUUAAUACUUUUUUCUUUUUGACAAGCACUAGGAUCAUUCCGUUGACGUGCGCUCUAAUCUCUAAUCAAUCAUUUCGAAAAAGAGAAAACGAUCAAAGUUAUUCGGAAUAGUUGUUUUCGAGUUUCUCUUUUUUUUUUUUUUUUUUUAUUUUCGUUUAUUGUCGCAACACUUCGUCUAUCGGCGCGUGGCGUAUGCAGGCUAAGUUACGAAUAAAAAUUUCGCGCGCGAAACACAAAUAAAAAAAAAAAUGCAAGCAAUCGACGAUUAGAAGAAAGAAAGAAAGAAAGAAAGAAAGAAAGAAAGGAAAAAUAUCGUAACAAUUAAAAAAAUUAAUACAAAUCGUUUCGUAAUAUGCGUAAACGUAACAUCGAGUCGUGAAUUGCAGCGACGUUUGAAAUAGCAGCAGGGAAAGCGGGAAUACACCGAAUAAUUUCCGAUCGAUUUCUUCUAUUCUCGACGAGAAGAGAAGAAAAGAAAGAGAAGAAACGAACAUCGAGAAAAAGAAAGAAAGAAAGGACAAAUUAUAGAUAAAUAACGCGCAGCGAUUCUCGACCAACGUUCCUUAGAAAAUCAUCGGUUUGCUCGAUGUCAAGUCACUUGGCGUUUAGUUUUUUAUAUUCAACGAAACACAAUUCACAUUUUUUCUACGAUCAUAUUCGAUAUUUCGAAGCAAUACUAUAUAUAUAUAUAUAUAUAUACAUAGUUGCGUUUAGCAUUUUACGAGAAGCAAUUUUUGAGAAGCAAGUGUAGUUGUAUUUUUAAUAAUACGCGAUAAUAGCACAAAAAAGAAAAAAGAAAAGAAAAGAAAAAAAAAACAUUCGUCGAAUUCCCCUGUCGUUGACGCGUGCCUUGACUUCGAGCACGAUAAAACGAUUAUCGGACAAAAUUCCUCCUCCUUUGUUUUUUUUUUUUUUUUUUUUUUUUUUUUUACUUUCUCACAAUCGAUAAACGCGAACGGCAAGAAGGAAAGAAACGAAUGAAACGCAAGAGACGAAUCUGACUAUCCUAUAGAUAGAUAGUAUAUAUAUAUAUAUGUAUAAUGAAAAAAAAAGGUAAAGUACAUAUAUAUAAAUAUAUAUAUAUAUAAAUAUAUAAAUAUAAAUAAAAUAUAAAUAUAUAUACGAAAGAUGAUGUGUAUUGUAAGAUAUUUAAUACCGACUUGUCUUAAGCACACCACACGAUGAUCGAUUGCGAUGAAACGACGAUAAUAAUAAUAAUUAUUACGAUGAUUGUUGUAUAACGAACGACGACGACGAUGAUGAUGAUGAUGAUAAUGUUAUUCUACAUUGUAAUUCGCGUUGUAAUAUAGAGGCCCACCUGUUACCUACUAAAUCGAUGUGUCGAUGUAUCCCGGACGUGCUUCGUUCGUACACGCGUCGAGGGAAAUCGGGAAUUGCGUUUCCAUGAACGAGGGAGGAACGUUGGACAUCGGCCAGUGAGUCAGAACUUUCUGAUUUUUCUAUGAGGAACACCGAACGAGCCGUUAUCUGGUCGAUGUCCAACGACCUCUGUCAUCCGAGUUAAACGAAAUCGUUUACGAUUCUCAGUAUUAAUCGUAUCGAGAAAUGUUGGUUCCGUUUGUGAAGCAAGCUCGUUACUACGAGUGCAGCACGCCCGGAGCAACUAGCAAUAAUAUAAACAUUCCAACUUAAAUCGCAUACGUACUGCGAAUUCUAAUAAUGUGUGCCGCCGUACGAGAGAGAAAAAAAACACUGUCAAAUACACGCUCAUACACUGCUA
Apis mellifera (honey bee) is the source of this 7411-nucleotide messenger RNA. Its product is annotated as fibroblast growth factor 17-like. NCBI's taxonomy places the organism in Eukaryota, Metazoa, Arthropoda, Insecta, Hymenoptera, Apidae. The transcript has 5 exons. The record is from RefSeq and is a predicted model, not a curated record. Gene Ontology annotation, molecular function: growth factor activity. Bases 1755 to 2480 code for a protein of 241 amino acids.